This is a messenger RNA of Penicillium angulare, 450 nucleotides long. RefSeq lists its product as uncharacterized. Lineage: Eukaryota; Fungi; Ascomycota; Eurotiomycetes; Eurotiales; Aspergillaceae. The record is from RefSeq and is a predicted model, not a curated record. The transcript has 2 exons. Bases 1 to 450 code for a protein of 149 amino acids.
AUGCGACUUAUCAACAUUCUCUCUUUGCCGGCAAUUGCUGGUUGCACUAUGGGCAACCCUGUAGUACAACGCGCUGUAUCAGUACAGAUUCAAAAUUUCCAUGCCGACCUUUACUCCAAUAAUUCGCUGGGCACACUCCAAUUCGCAGUACAGAGCCCCGGUAACAAUAUAGAUGAUUCAUGCUAUAUAUAUUGGAACCCGAGUGGUGCGAUCCAGCCGGGCAUGGAUCCUAACAAAUGCGCUCAAGAUCAUUUUGAAUUUGGAUUUCGAUAUGGAUUGCAGAUUGAGAACUUUUCUAUGUAUUUGAAUCAAGUGGGUGGUACGACGCAGGCUGUCUACCAGGUACUCAAUUCCGAGGCGAAGGAUUCUAAGUGGGUUUGUACCAAGGACCCAAAUGAGGGGAUUAAAGAAAGCUGUGAGUACAACGGGGUAUUGAGCAUUAAUUUUUGA